AUGUCUUCUUCAAUCAACCCAUCAGACUCAUCAAACUCCUCAACCUCUGAAACACCGGUUGUCGUAUCAACUGGUUCCAACCCUUCUGCACAAACUAAUCUAAUCUCCAUCAACACUGCAUCUCAAAUACUAUUCAAACUUUCCAGAAGUGGAAACUAUGCCUCAUGGAGGUCUCAAUUCUCUAAUUUACUGUUUGGUUAUGAUUUGCUGGGUUAUGUUGAUGGCACACAUCCUUGUCCUGCAUCCACCAUCAACACAACUGAAGGAACUGAACCUGUUCCAAACCCAGAUCAUAAGAAGUGGCUGCGUCAAGAUCGUCUAAUAUUGCAGGCCAUUCAGGCCUCCCUUGCAGGUACUAUAGCACCACUUAUCUCCACCUGCAAAUGCUCUACUGAAGCGUGGAAUAAGCUGGAAACAACUUUUGCCAAUCGCUCGAAUACUAGGAUGCUCACCCUUCUGUCCACACUCAUGAGGACAUCUUAA
Molecule: messenger RNA, 483 nt
Organism: Fraxinus pennsylvanica
Lineage: Eukaryota; Viridiplantae; Streptophyta; Magnoliopsida; Lamiales; Oleaceae
Source: the annotation of a GenBank genome assembly